AUGGAAGGCCUUGAGUCUCCCGUCGCCUCCUCUGAGUCGGGUACUUUCGGACUUAGUCCUGCCCAUUCACACCUCAACCAGUCACGCAAGCGCAAGUUCUCCCAAGCCGUCGAUCCGCCUGCUCGAGAAUACGGCCUUAUGCGAGACACGGGCCGGCAUGACACCUCAAGGUUCGUCGGCAGUGCCAGUGGCAUCCACUUCAUCCGGGGCGUUUACCUCCGCCUCUCACGCAAAUCCGCCUCCAGAGCCGGUAGCGCUGCAGCCAUCAACCAUCUUGUACCAGGAGAGGACGAUCAGCUCCAACCAGGCCGGACAUCUCGUGAUGGAGGCCAGCAACGUCUUUGGAAAGACCAUGAAGUCGCUGUCGAAACGGAAUCUACAGAGUCAUGGCCGAGCUUCGAGCUCCUCGUCACCUGGUCCAGAAGCUACUUCCAAGCAUGGCAUCCCACCCUGCCGUUCCUUAGUGCGCCUGAAGUCCUGGCCCUUUUCGAGAGAGUGAGCAACAGCGGCAUAUCGUCCGUCAGUCAUCUCGAGCAAUCUAUACUUCGUUCCGUCUUCUCUAUAUCACUGGCAGACAGCAGACAGUCGACUCGCUUCAGUGAGCCACUUCCGCCGUCGCUUGUCUUCAACACAAUUGAGGAAGCCAUGUCAGCGUCCCAGUUUGCCCUCUACCAGCCAGCCUCACUGCACGCGACACAAGCAGCACUCAGCAUCCAAUUGUUCCUCAUGUCCAUGCUCCGACUCAAUGCGGCUUCCCGCCUCGGCGGCUUGAUUGAAGCGCACAUUCGACGCCGUGUUUUCUGGUCGAUAUACUGCAACGAACGCUUUCUCUCCCAGUCUCUGGGUCUCCCACUCGAUAUCAAGGAUGAUGACGUCGAUGUUUGCUAUCCGGGGGAGGAAAUACACUCGACAUACGUAGAGGCCGAAGACAACCGGCUGCAGCUCCUGACAUACUUGGCAAAGCAUGCACGAAUACGAGGUCUCAUUCUUGAGUUGCGAAAUAAGUCAGUUUCCAGCCGCGACGACACUCCAACGCAUGAAAGCUAUGUCCAAGCAGAAAUGGCCCGCUGGUCAAACGAGAUUCACGACGCACUUGAAGAUGAAGACAGCGACGGCGAGCAGCCUGGCGAGGACAACAAGGAGCCACCACUUUCUCCUGGCCAUCGCAUUUACCUUUCGUUACUGAAGUUUGAGUCCAAGAUCUCUCUCAACCGACCGAUGAUGGCAUCCGAUCCCUCCAGCGGCUCCUACUGCGCAGGCCUCCAAAACUGCAUCUUCGCAGCCAGAUCAAUCUUGAUCGCUCUCAAGAAACAUCAGUCUCGCCACAAAACCAAGGGCAAAGACGAUAACGCCUUGUCUGACCCAAUACUUUGGCCUACGAUCACAGGCGCCAUAUGGAUUAGUUCUUUCAUCCUGAUCUACGCGGCAUCUGAGCGGCAACUGCCAUUAUCAAGCGCAUUGCGACAUGUCGAGGCAGGAAAAGAUAUGCUCCGCCAUAUCGCUGCUCGAGAAACAGCUUGGCCGGAAUACUGUUUGUCUGCAAUUGACGAGUUGACUGCGGCUGUGCGGGAAGUGACCAUUCCUCACUUCAUGCCGGGCAAUGUCCCGCCAGGUGCACGCCACUCAACCUCGCAACAACAGUCUCGAGGGCAGGGCAACUCCACAGAUCGAAGCCGCCGUUCUGAUUCCACAUCUGUCACUCGUCCGGCUCCUGCCCAUCCUCGUCGGAAUACGGGCUUCUCGCCCACACUGGCUACUUCUUCCGGCAUGCCUGAUGAUCCAUCCACUGGUGCAACAGACACGCGAGAGAACGGAGGUGACAAUCUGUUCUUUGGAGAGAGGAAUCGCGACAGCAGGCCACUGAGGAAUGAUCAAAACGAGCCAGUUCAGUGGCAGCAGCCAGCCGGCUCGACCACGUCUCCCCUGAACCCAGACGCGUGGCAGAUGCGAGCUCCUCAGCAAGAGCCCGGCGGGCCAGGUCGCGCAACGAUGCCCGGUCUUGGUGGGCAGCAAAUGUCCGCAACCGUAGCAGGUGGACCUUUUGCACUCUCACAGCAGGAAUUGCUGCCCGGGGAAGGGCAAGAGUCGAUGGUCUGGUAUGAUCAGCUGUUCGCGAACUCGCUCGGCGCUAUUGACUAUCCAUACAUGGCGGCGGCGCAGUUUGACUCCUCUAUUGACCCAACCUGGUCAUACUUACGAUAG
Verticillium nonalfalfae is the source of this 2202-nucleotide messenger RNA. RefSeq lists its product as uncharacterized. Gene Ontology annotation, molecular function: DNA binding; zinc ion binding. Bases 1 to 2202 code for a protein of 733 amino acids. NCBI's taxonomy places the organism in Eukaryota, Fungi, Ascomycota, Sordariomycetes, Glomerellales, Plectosphaerellaceae. Gene Ontology annotation, biological process: DNA-templated transcription. The transcript is spliced from 3 exons. The record is from RefSeq and is a predicted model, not a curated record.